Messenger RNA from Guyanagaster necrorhizus, 648 nucleotides. RefSeq lists its product as uncharacterized. Bases 1 to 648 code for a protein of 215 amino acids. The transcript is spliced from 4 exons. The record is from RefSeq and is a predicted model, not a curated record. NCBI's taxonomy places the organism in Eukaryota, Fungi, Basidiomycota, Agaricomycetes, Agaricales, Physalacriaceae.
AUGACCCUUCGCAGCUUGAGCCAUCUGUCGCAAGAGCUAGUUGUGACGCGGAAUUCGACCCACGUAACUUUUCAUCAAACACGAAAAACGCCGUUAAAUAUGAGCUCCAGCAGUUCAUCCCCUGUAGAAAUCUCACUCGCACACGCGAUCCGGCCCUUGACGUCAACGGAAGGACACGUUUCCGACAUUUGGGUUCUUCCAGUCGGACCUCGGAACUUUGCCAAGGGAUACACGGACUACCCUUUUGCAUCGACGUCCAACUUUCUGCGUCUGUUUAGGCGCUGUUAUGCAAAGCGAAUAUCAGACCCAGCACGUGGCCGUCACUAUCCUAGGCCAGUGGCAAUUUACUAUGCCGCCUUACUCCACGCGCUCGUAGUGCUCCCAGACGUUGCCAGCAUCAGCACCGCGACACCUCACUUUGUGACAUCUACUAAUGCAUUCAAACGAGAACAAUCCCCGUACUUCACCAGGAUCCUUUCAGCAUGUACUUGGCAGAUGUCUGAUCGUGAACAGACAGAGUCGACUGGAGGUUCAUUCCAGCCUGACUCUGACAGCCACAUCUGGUUUCUUCCCCUGUCAGUGGAUAUUGACGGGGGGGCCGGAUAUCGACAACUAGCGACAUCUGGCUCCGAGAAGCACGCUCGGUAA